Molecule: messenger RNA, 1380 nt
Organism: Microthlaspi erraticum
Lineage: Eukaryota; Viridiplantae; Streptophyta; Magnoliopsida; Brassicales; Brassicaceae
Source: the annotation of a GenBank genome assembly
AUGUCUUCCUCCUCUUCUUCUUCCGACGACGGAGACACCGACGGUGGUUCUACCUCCGGCGCCGGUAGAAGCGGCGACGUUUACGAAGCUCCAUCUCCUUCCCGCCCUCGACAUGGCGCCAACGACGUCUGGCCGGAGCCUUUCCUCGAAUCCCUCGCUGUUCAAGUCGCCGUCGACGCUUCCUUAACCGCCGGUCGUCUCGCCGCAGCUCCGGCUCUUGCCAACGUUUUUCGGGUAUGCACGACGUGGCAAGCUGUCUCACGUUCCGACCAUCUAUGGCAACUUAUCUCACGCCAAGUUUGGGCAAGAACACGUUUGAUGCACGACACGUGGCGAGACGAGUUUAUCUAUCGUCAUCGGACGGCUACUAACUUCCGGUCUCGUAACUACGUUCGUUCUACGCUCGAUUUUGAUACGUCCGACGUGGACGAACCGGAUAGCCUCUCUUGCCGCUGUCUCACACUCUCCGAUCUCUAUUUAGCCGCCGGAUUCGCCGACGGAACCGUCCGGCUCUUUCUCUUGAACAACCGUCUCCAUGUCAGGACUCUACGUCCGCCUCUACGUGACAGGUUCGGAAGAUUCUCACGAGCGGUCUCAGGCAUUGUUAUCUCCGACUCAAGACUGGUUUUCGCCACGAUGGACGGAGACAUCCACGUGGCGGAAAUUAACGGUGUUGGUACUCACACGCGCACGGCUUACGCCGGGGAUAUCGUUAACGACGGUGCGUUAGUGGAUUUCGCUGGAUGUGGACGUUACUGGGUCGGGCUUUUCGCUGGCGUCCCGGGUCGGGCCUUUCACAUUUGGGAUUGUAACAGCGAAGAGACAACAUUCGUCGGUGGUUCGCUCACCGAUCCAGAAGCUGUCAUGGGAUGGCACACGUUAACGGAGCUAACGACGUCCCUUGGCCGGCUCAGAAUCUCCGGCGGAGAAACGGCGGUGGCGUGUACUCGGUGGAGGAUCAUGGCGAUUGAUCUUAGAAACCAAGGAGUGAUCAUCGGAGAAGACGAAGAGCAACGGAGAGGACUAUUAGUGACUGGUUUUGACGCUAACGACGACGCUUACGUUAGAAUGGACAGUAGAGGUAACGUUAUCGUGCGCAGGGUGAGGACGCAGGAAGUUGUGUGUGAGUUCCGUGUGAGUGGAGCGGCGCAGAGAAGAGUGAUGGGGUGUGUUAAUAGACUGCACGCGCUAAUGUGCGCAGGAGGAGUGAUGCGCGUGUGGGAAGUAGAGAGAGGAGAGUAUCUGUAUAGUGUUAGAGAGAGAGUAGGAGAAGUUGACGCUAUUGUUGCCGAUGAUAGACAUGUGGCAGUUGCUUCAUCUUCAUCUUCAUCGACGGCUGCUGUGAGUACUAUACAUCUAUGGGAUUUCGGUGCACUGUAG